Messenger RNA from Coffea arabica (coffee), 696 nucleotides. Its product is annotated as probable glutathione S-transferase. NCBI's taxonomy places the organism in Eukaryota, Viridiplantae, Streptophyta, Magnoliopsida, Gentianales, Rubiaceae. Gene Ontology annotation, molecular function: glutathione transferase activity. Gene Ontology annotation, cellular component: cytoplasm. Gene Ontology annotation, biological process: glutathione metabolic process. The record is from RefSeq and is a predicted model, not a curated record.
AUGGAAGAAGCUGGUGGGGUAAAGCUCUUCGGAUUCUGGGUAAGCCCAUUUGCUCAAAGGGUGAAGUGGGCACUGAAGCUAAAAGGCAUUCAGUAUGAAUACAUAGAAGAAGAUAAAUACAAUAAGAGCCCUUUGCUGUUGAAAUUGAACCCUGUUUAUGGAAAGGUUCCUGUUCUUGUUCACAAUGGAAAGCCAAUUUCAGAAUCCAUAAUCAUUCUUGAAUACAUUGAUGAGGUGUGGAAACAGGCUCCCCUGUUGCCUCAAGAUCCUUAUGAAAGAGCCCAAGCACACUUUUGGGCUAAAUUUGCUGAAGAGAAGGUUAGACAAUCUGUGGUGGAAGCUAUGUGUUCUAGUGGUGAUGAAAAGCAGAAGGCAGUAAAAUUAGCAGUGGAGGCGUUUGAAGAGUUUGAAAAGGAGCUAAAACGAAGAGGGACAAAGUUCUUUGGAGGGGAAACAAUUGGUUUUGUGGAUAUUGUAGCUGGCUGUAUUUCUUAUCAACUGCCCGUGCAUGAGGAAGUUGGAUCCCUCAAGAUUCUUGACUCAUCAAAGUUCCCAGCCAUUUCUGAGUGGACCAGAAAUUUUCUCAACCAUCCACUGAUUAAUGAAGGUUUACCACAAAAAGAUCAGAUGUUUGCUUAUUACUCCAAACGUAGCAAAGAAAUAGCUUAUCAGAAAAUGUCUCACAAGACUGUUUAG